Molecule: messenger RNA, 741 nt
Organism: Triplophysa rosa
Lineage: Eukaryota; Metazoa; Chordata; Actinopteri; Cypriniformes; Nemacheilidae
Gene: spag8
Product: sperm associated antigen 8
Exons: 6
Coding region: 118-684 (188 amino acids)
Biological process (GO): positive regulation of transcription by RNA polymerase II
Cellular component (GO): cytoplasm; nucleus
Molecular function (GO): microtubule binding
Source: RefSeq, a predicted model, not a curated record
UGAAUGGAAUUGAGACCUGUAAAUAACGAGUGUUAAAACGCUAAUACUCACCAGGAUCUCUUUUUAUUAAAAAAACUUUAACCCUGUACGUUGUUUAUCAAACGCCGUCAGCGAAACAUGAGUGCAUUCACCCCGGAGAUUAUUGAGGAAAACAAUACGGACAGAAGAUGUUUAUUGGGGAACUGGGUUGAGGAGAGGGCUACUGCAUUGCUGGACGGAUCAGGGCCUAAAUCGUGUAUUAAUAAAAAUGGACAUGUGGGAAUCCUCACCGUCGAUGUGACUGCAACAGUGCAGGGGGUUACUACAUUUAAAGAUGCCUUCGAUAUGCCUAAGAGCCUUGGGAUACGACAAAAAGGAAAAAGGACUGAGCUUUUGGAAAAAUACCUCGUCAAAAGAAUAAGUGAACAGAUACAUGCAGAGUUGAACCCAGAACCUCCUGUUCCUGAGUGGUGCUCUGUGAGCAAAUCAGACUACAGGGUGGAGGGCUUCAAAUCUUUCCAUGCGCCACUGACCAAGGAGCAUAAUUACACAACAGACCCGGCCAUCACAUUUUGGAGUGAUAAAUAUCAGAAAAUUCAGGGUGUGACAGCAGUCACAACUGAGGAUAGCCCUUUUAAAAGAAAUGCCACCUUUAGCACACCAAUAAGUGAACAACUGGACUGCCAGGAUGAUACCCAUUUGUAAAAAAUCUAUUGCAAAAUAUUUGUUCAUUUUGGUCUAUUCAUGAAGUAAUAAAUAUUU